Messenger RNA from Erpetoichthys calabaricus (reedfish), 1111 nucleotides. It is a transcript of the gene rnf113a, whose product is annotated as ring finger protein 113A. The transcript is spliced from 10 exons. Lineage: Eukaryota; Metazoa; Chordata; Cladistia; Polypteriformes; Polypteridae. The record is from RefSeq and is a predicted model, not a curated record. Bases 47 to 1021 code for a protein of 324 amino acids. Gene Ontology annotation, biological process: snoRNA splicing. Gene Ontology annotation, cellular component: U2-type spliceosomal complex. Gene Ontology annotation, molecular function: metal ion binding.
GCUGUCGUCAUAUUCCUGCGUCCCAGGAGGCGCGAGGCAAACAAAUAUGGCGGACGAGAACGAGCGAUCGAAGGCUACGUGCACUUUUCUGUUUAAAAAAAGCGCCAAGAAGUUCAGCGCUCGCAAGCGGAAAACAGGCGACAGUGACUCAGCUAGCCACAGUGAAGAGGAGAGUAAUGUGGUCGUCCGCAAGAAGAAGUCCAGCAGUGUCUUCAACCCAAUGAUCCAGCAGUCAAAGAAGACGGAGAGAGAGCAGAUAUCCGACAGCGACAGCGACAAGAGCCAGAAGGAGUCUGUCGGCGUCUCCUACAAGUCGUCUCGCUCCGCCAAACGAGAAGGUCCAGAUGACAUGGGGGCCACAGCGGUAUACGAGUUGGACACCGAGAAGGACCGGGAUGCCCAGGCCAUCUUCGAGCGCAGCCAGAAGGUCCAGGAGGAACUCUCUGGUAAAGAAGAUGACAAAAUCUACAGAGGCAUUAAUAAUUACCACAAAUUCAUCAAACCCAAGGACACCUCCAUGGGGAACGCCUCCUCAGGAAUGGUCCGGAAAGGUCCCAUUCGAGCGCCAGAGCACCUGCGGGCAACAGUGAGGUGGGACUACCAGCCUGACAUCUGCAAGGACUACAAGGAGACCGGCUUCUGUGGCUUUGGAGACAGCUGCAAGUUCCUUCAUGACCGGUCGGACUACAAGCAUGGCUGGCAGAUCGAGCGGGAGUUGGAUGAAGGACAUUAUGGAAUGGCAGACAAUGAGAACUACGAGGUGAGCAGCGACGAUGAAGACCUCCCUUUCAAGUGCUUCAUUUGCAGGGACUCCUUCAAAAACCCAAUUGUCACCAAGUGUCGCCACUAUUUCUGUGAGCGCUGUGCCCUGCAGCAUUACCGAAAAUCCAAACGGUGCUACGUGUGCAACCAGCAGACAAAUGGCGUCUUCAACCCGGCCAAAGAACUGAUAAGCAAACUGCAGAAGAUGCAGGUGCCCGAGUCGGAGCCAUCAGACCAGGAAGACCCCGAGAACUCGUGACGGGAGCCCGCUGGCCAGCAAGUCCUCCCGGUUUGCUUUUUAUUUUUCUGUGUGUCGUCUUACCACUUGUAAUUAAACAUUUCAAACCCU